AUGAAGAUUCUGUAUUGGAACAUUCGGGGUGUUAGGAAGGCAGCAGGGUUGUGCGCUUUACGUCUACUGGUGAAGGAGCAUGCCCCGGAUGUGUUAUGCUUGGCUGAACCCAUGGUUCAGGUAUGUAAAUUUCCUGUUAUUUUCUUUAGUCAAUUGGGGUAUGCUGUGGAUUUCAUUCAUAAUUUUCGGGAUGACAAAGUCCCAAAUUUAUGGAUUAUAUGGAAGUUGGGGGUUUCGAGACCAGUUGUUGCAGGUAUGUCUGAUCAAUAUAUAUCAGUCAUCUUUGAUUGGCCAGGUAGUAAAGUGGGUAUUUCUUUUGUACAUGCAAGUUCUUUUAAAAUUAUGCGUAGGCAAUUGUGGUUAGAUUUGGAGUUGUCGAUAUCAGAUUUGGUUCCGUGGUCUGUGAUGGGGGAUUUCAAUGCAACCCUGUUCUCGCAUGAGAAAAGAGGUCCUGGUAAGUUUAAUCUUGGAUCAGCUGCUGAAUUCCAGGCAAUGGUUGAUGCGUGUGAAUUGCUUUCUAUCCCUUCUCAGGGAAAGAAAUUCACUUGGACUAAUAACCGUCGAAGGGGUCAUUCAGUUGCAGUGUUGGAUCGGAGUUUUUGUAAUGGGAAGUGGAUAGAUGUGUUUAGAAAUGUGAAGCAGCGUGUUUUGGUGUCUUCGGUAUCAGAUCAUGCUCCUUUAAUGGUUGUCUCUGAUGAUGUUCAAAGACCUACAAAUAUCCCCUUUAGAUUCCAUAGCUUUUGGAUGGAAAAUGAUCAAUUUAUCUCUGUGGUUGAGGAAGCUUGGAAAACUUCGAUAGGGGGUAAUCCAAUUUUCGUUCUGGCACAAAAAUUAAAGCAGGUCAAGGAGAAUUUAAAGGUUUGGGCAAGGGCCAAUUUUCCUAACCUGAAUGAUGAGGUCGAUAAAGCAAAGCUGGAAUUAAAGAAGGUUCAAGAUAUGAUAGAGGUGGCUGGGAUGAAUGAUGAAUUAUUUAACAGAGAGGCAGAUGCAAAAACAGUAUUAUUGAAGGCCAACCAAAUGUACGAGAAGUUGUGGGCUGAAAAAGCUAAACUGAGAUGGAUGAAAAAUGGAGAUUGUAACUCGAAGUUUUUUCAUCUCUCCGUGAAGCUUAGGAGGUUGAAAAAUCAGAUCACCUCCCUAAAAAAGGAAGAUGGAACUUGGGUUUCAGACCAACAGGGAAUAUCAUCUUAUGUCUCUGAUUUUUUUGAGAAAUUUCAUGAGGCUGAUGAAAUCACGGUUCAUAAUGACCUUCUUGAUAAUAUUCCCAGAGUGUUGGAGGAGGAGGACGUGGCAGGAUUGGAGAGUGUCCCGAGUGGGGAAGAAAUAAAACAAGCUGUUUGGGAUUUAGAUUCUGUAAGCUCUCCAGGUCCUGAUGGGUUCCCAGGUAGUUUCUUCAGGCGAUGUUGGACUAUUGUUGAGGGUGAUUUUUGCAGGGCAGUGAAAAAAUUCUUUGAGGAAGGGCGGCUUCCUAAAGGAAUAAAUAACUGCUUUAUUUCCUUGAUCCCCAAAGUUGAGGGGGCGGCCUCUCUAGAUAGGUUUCGACCUAUAUGUAUGGGGAAUUUUUAUUGCAAAGUGAUAUCAAAAAUUCUAUCUUCAAGAUUACUUGUUGUUUUGCCUAAAUUGAUUUCGGAAGAGCAAGGCGCUUUCCAGCAGGGUAAAAUAAUUUCAGCAAAUAUCAGCCUCGCCUCAGAACUGUCAAAUUUGAUGCAUUCUUCAGUUAGGGGUGGUGGAAUGGGACUGAAGCUCGACGUUCAAAAGGCGUAUGACUCUCUAGCUUGGGAAUUCCUCUUUGCAAUUGAUGGUUCGCUGAAAACUACCUACCUUUCCUCUUCGAUAUGGCCUGGUCUUAAAAAGGUGUGGCGGUGGGUACAGUCUCAUGAGCAAUGGACUGUUGGAAAUGGUCAGAGGAUAAAUUUUUGGAAAGAUAGCUGGCUGGGAAAGAAGUCUAUUGAGGAGAUGUAUGGUUUGCAGUUAGAUAUCUUUGAUUCGAUGCAGGCAAAGGUUUCUGAUUUCAUUUGCCAAGAUGAGUGGAAUUUUCCCCAGUUUGGUUGGAUGAAGCAAAGCAUUGAUGAUUGUUCAUUGGGUAAUCCAGAAAAAGCAGGAGCAGGUGGACUCAGAGACAGCAAUACAAAGGUGAUUUCUUCCUUUAGAUCAUUUCUUGGGAUGACCAAAAACUUUGAAGCAGAAGUUUGUGGCUUGAUUGUGGGCUUGGAUAUGGCCAAGGACUUGUCAUGCUCUAAUCUAUGGAUUGAGUGUGACCCAACGGUGGUGGCGCUGAUGGUUCAAAGAGGGUCAGUUCCUUGCUUUGUUUGGCAGCAUUGGACUGCCCUCCUUGGCUAUGUUAGCAGUGUCCAGUGGAAAGUUUCUCAUUGCUAUUACGAAGUUAAUUCAGUAGUGGACUAUUUUGCAAGAUCAGUUGCAAAAAAAGAGUUUAUCCCUUGCUGCUGA
This is a messenger RNA of Macadamia integrifolia, 2448 nucleotides long. RefSeq lists its product as uncharacterized. Lineage: Eukaryota; Viridiplantae; Streptophyta; Magnoliopsida; Proteales; Proteaceae. The record is from RefSeq and is a predicted model, not a curated record. The transcript is spliced from 3 exons. The coding region runs from base 1 to 2448 and encodes 815 amino acids. Gene Ontology annotation, molecular function: nucleic acid binding; RNA-DNA hybrid ribonuclease activity.